Molecule: messenger RNA, 2929 nt
Organism: Vigna umbellata (rice bean)
Lineage: Eukaryota; Viridiplantae; Streptophyta; Magnoliopsida; Fabales; Fabaceae
Product: putative LRR receptor-like serine/threonine-protein kinase At1g05700
Biological process (GO): protein phosphorylation
Molecular function (GO): protein binding; ATP binding; protein kinase activity
Source: RefSeq, a predicted model, not a curated record
AAACGCCUAUUCUCAUUCUUGUUGUAACAAUCAAAAUUAUCCUGAAAAAAAUAUCAAUUGAAGUUCCUUCCUCCAUUACAAUAAUAAUUUAAGCAAAGAAAUUUGUACAAGCUACUUGAACUAUUCAACUCGGUGGCUUUUAAUAUUCAAUCGGCAGAGAUACUUGACUUCAACAUUCAAAUGAAAAUCAUCAUUAGCUUAAUCACUGUUAAUGACUUCUUCUCACAACAUUCUUCAAUCUCGGGAGGUGUUUUCAGUUUACUUAGUUUAGAAAUGAAAGGAUUUCUACUUGUGAUUUUUCAACUCUCUUUAAUUCUUUCUAUCAUUGUUCGUGCCCAGAAUCCAUCAGGAUUCGUCAGCAUUGACUGCGGACUUGUGGAUGAACCAAGCUAUACAGAUGAAACUACCGACAUCUCUUACUCUUCGGAUGUCAAUUUCACAGACGGUGGUGUAAGCUACAGCGUAUCAUCUACAUAUAAGCCUUCCCUUGCAAGACAGUUCUGGAAUGUUAGAAGCUUUCCCGAUGGAACCAGGCACUGCUAUACCCUGGUUUCUCAAGGAAGUGGCAAUAAAUAUUUGGUGAGGGCAAGGUUUGCAUAUGGAAGUUACGACGGAAAAGAAUCUCUUCCCGAAUUUGACAUUUAUAUCGGAGAAAAAUGGUGGGGAUCAGUGGUGUUUGAGGAUGCAUCCAGUGUAGUCACCAAGGAAAUCAUUUAUGCUGCUUCCUCAGAUUACGUUCAUGUUUGUUUAUUCAACACUGGCAAGGGUACACCUUUUAUUUCAGUUUUAGAGGUUAGAGUUCUUAACAGUGAUGCCUACCUAGUCAACUAUGGGGAGCUCUUGGCAAGGCUUGAUGCAGGCUUACAAGAUGGUGAAAUAGUCAGAUUUCCAGAUGAUGUCUAUGAUAGAAUAUGGACGCCUUAUAACUCAACUGACUGGAAUCAGAUAGAUACCCUCCUUACCAUAGACCAAGGUGCUACUUCAUUUAACUUUUUACCAUUGCCACCCUCCAUUGUCAUGGGAACUGCAGCAAUUCCAGCAAAUGUCACCGACAAUAUAGAGCUCCGCUUCGUUCCCAUGUAUAAUUCUUCCACACUUUAUGUGUACAUGUUCUUUGCUGAAAUCCAGAAGCUUGAGGCAAACCAAACUAGAGAGUUCAACAUUUUUGUAAAUGGGAACAUUUUAAAUAUUGAUCCAAUCAAUCCUCCGUACCUGCAGAGUGAGUAUUAUAUGGCUAUAAGCGUAAAUUCGUUGGAACUUUCGAUUAAUAAAACUAGUAGAUCAACUCUUCCACCUCUUCUCAACGCCAUUGAGAUAUAUACGUCAAGAAACUUCUCACAAUCAGAAACAAAUCAGAAAGACGCUGAUGGUAUCAGAAAUGUCAAGUCAAUGUAUGGAAUCAAGAGAAACUGGCAAGGAGAUCCUUGUACUCCACUGGUCUACUUGUGGGACGGUCUUAACUGCAGCUAUGCUGAAUCUGCUUCAGCAAAGAUUGUAUACUUGAACUUAUCUUCCAGUGGUUUAAUUGGUAAUAUAGCUUCUGGCAUAUCCAAUCUGCAGUACAUAGAAUAUUUGGAUUUGUCAAACAACAACUUGACCGGGGCCGUGCCUGAUUUCCUACAUCAACUACGCUUCUUAAGAGUUCUAAACCUAGAAAACAAUCAGCUAUCAGGAACAAUUCCAACGCAACUCAUUCAACUUUCCCAGAACGGUUUACUUCAAUCCAAUUUUGGUGGAAAUCCAGAUCUUUGCACACAAGGUUCAUGCAACAAUAGUAAUGGCAACAGGGUUAUAGUUCCACUGGUGGCAUCGCUGGGAGGAGCUUUUCUGAUACUAAUAAUAGCAGUGAUUUCUUUCUGCAUACACAAAAGGAGACAACUAGCUCUCCGGAGAAAACAGAUGGCCUAUUCCAGAAUAAAGGAGGAACUAGAGUCUAAUAAACAAGAAUUCACCUAUGCCGAAGUCCUGACAAUGACCAAAAAUUUAGAAAGAGUUGUAGGGAAAGGAGGAUUUGCAACAGUCUACUAUGGCCGGAUAGAUGAUACUGAGGUAGCUGUCAAAAUGCUCUCUCCUUCAGCCCAAGGGUAUCUGCAAUUUAAGGCAGAGGCCAAAUUUGUUGCUGUAGUUCAUCAUAAAUUUUUAACUUCUCUAAUAGGAUAUUGUGAUGAUGGCGAGAAAAUGGCUCUCAUCUAUGAGUAUAUGGCUAAUGGAGACUUCUCAAAACAUUUAUCAGGCAAAAGCAAAAUUAUAUUGAGUUGGAACCAACGACUUCAAAUUGCAGUGGAUGCUGCAGAAGGAUUGGAGUAUUUGCACCAUGGCUGCAAUGCGCCAAUUGUUCACAGAGAUGUUAAGACUCAAAACAUCUUGGUGAAUGAAAAUUUGAGGGGUAAACUAGCUGAUUUUGGGUUGUCAAAGAUCUAUCCUAAUGAAAGUGACACCCAUAUGGUCACAGUGGUAGCUGGCACCCUUGGUUAUCUUGAUCCAGAGUACCAUAGAUCAAACAGGUUGAAGGCAAAAAGUGAUGUUUUCAGUUUUGGAGUAGUACUGCUUGAGAUAAUCACAGGUCAACCUGCUAUAACCAAAUCUGAAGAGAAAAUUCACAUAAUUCAAUGGGUUGAUUCUGAGCUUCUUGAAAAGGAGAUCAAAGAUAUUGUAGAUUCAAGAUUGCAGGGAGAAUUUGACAUUGAUUCUGUAAAGAAGGUUUUAGACAUUGCAAUGGCUUGUGUAGCACCCAUUUCCAUUAACAGGCCAACCAUGAGUCAUGUAGUUCACGAACUGAAACAGUGUUUGUCAAACGAGAUUAUUCCUCCCUUUAACUCUGACAAUCUUAAGAGUUCAUCCAACAGCUCAAUCACUGUUUCCUUUGAUGGAAUUAGUGGACUGAGCUCUCUAGUGAGAUAGUGAAUUUGGAAAAGUUUUGGUGUAAAUG